Perca fluviatilis (European perch) is the source of this 4659-nucleotide messenger RNA. RefSeq names its product GTP binding protein 1, like (gene gtpbp1l). Bases 130 to 2154 code for a protein of 674 amino acids. Lineage: Eukaryota; Metazoa; Chordata; Actinopteri; Perciformes; Percidae. The record is from RefSeq and is a predicted model, not a curated record. The transcript has 15 exons. Gene Ontology annotation, molecular function: GTP binding; GTPase activity; translation elongation factor activity. Gene Ontology annotation, biological process: translational elongation.
UAGUACUGUAGCCAAUCCCCUGUCCCCAUUCUAUGAUGGGCGUGUCAUACAUUCAUUGCCCAGAAGCCGAAGCUAACUCGGAUAAACAACUAACUUAGCUUGCCAGCUAGCUAGUUAGCAACUUCUGACAUGGCGUCGUUAACGGCGACAGAACAAGCGACAUGCCCGGGUGCAAUACCAGCAGUAGAAUCCAUAGUGCCCGCUUGCAUGUUUGCACCGGACCAAGGAUGUGCCGACGAUCCAUGCAGCGUAGAGGGCUUUGAAGACGGCGAGUGUCCAAACGGCGAGUCCGCGGAUCAUUUAGACUUGAGCAGCAAGCUGGUCCUAGUGAGUCCAACAGGGCAACAGUAUGAUUCAUUACUACGACAUCUGAGGGAGCAGAUAGAUGAGGGCUGCGGAGAGACAAUAUUUGUGGUUGGGAUGGGCUCAGAUGGGGGUGACUACGGUCUGGAUGACAAAGACAUGGAAGCGUCGGUCGCCACGGUGCGGUCGCUGUGCGAACAGAUAGAGGCUGACCUGAUCUUGCUGAGGGAGCGGACAGACACUGGCGGAAAGAUUCAGGACUACCUCAUCCGCCGGCGUGUGGGCGAGCAGGAUUUCCUGGAAGUCAGAGUGGCGGUGGUAGGGAAUGUGGACGCGGGGAAGAGCACUCUGCUGGGGGUUUUGACCCAUGGUGAGCUGGACAAUGGCAGAGGCUUUGCUCGCCAGAAGCUCUUUAGACACAAACAUGAAAUGGAGAGUGGCAGGACCAGCAGUGUGGGCAAUGAUAUCCUGGGUUUUGACCAGGAGGGACAGGUGGUGAACAAGCCAGACAGCCACGGUGGCAGCCUAGACUGGACCAAGAUCUGUGAGAAAUCCUCAAAAGUGAUCACCUUUAUUGACCUGGCUGGCCAUGAGAAGUACCUCAAGACCACUGUGUUCGGCAUGACGGGACACCUGCCGGAUUUCUGCAUGCUCAUGGUCGGCAGUAACGCUGGCAUCGUUGGCAUGACCAAAGAGCAUCUGGGUCUGGCUCUGGCCCUAAAUGUGCCAGUGUUUGUAGUGGUUACUAAGAUAGACAUGUGUCCGGCCAACAUCCUGCAAGAGACGCUAAAAUUAUUGCAGAGGUUAUUAAAGUCCCAAGGCUGCAGGAAAAUCCCCGUGCUGGUCCAGAACAAGGAUGAUGUCAUCGUCACAGCCUCCAACUUCAGCUCUGAGAGGAUGUGUCCAAUUUUUCAAAUCUCAAAUGUGACGGGGGAGAACAUGGAUCUGCUGAAGAUGUUCCUCAACCUCCUCUCUUCUCGGACCAACUUCAACAACGACGAGCCAGCCGAGUUCCAAAUAGACGACACAUACUCUGUACCGGGGGUGGGCACCGUAGUUUCAGGAACUACGUUACGUGGAAUGAUACGCCUCAACGACACACUGCUCUUAGGCCCAGACCCGCUGGGCACCUUCAUCCCCAUAGCAGUCAAAUCCAUCCACCGCAAGAGGAUGCCUGUCAAAGAGGUUCGCGGUGGACAGACGGCAUCGUUUGCACUCAAAAAGAUCAAACGUUCAUAUAUAAGGAAAGGCAUGGUGAUGGUUUCCCCAAAGUUGAUGCCACAGGCCACCUGGGAGUUUGAGGCGGAGAUUUUGGUGCUGCAUCACCCCACCACGAUAUCCCCAAGAUACCAGGCCAUGGUCCACUGUGGCAGCAUCAGGCAGACCGCCACCAUCCUGACCAUGAACAAAGACUGUCUGCGGACAGGGGACAAGGCCACAGUCCACUUCCGCUUCAUUAAGACUCCCGAGUACCUGCACUGUGACCACAAACUGGUGUUCAGGGAAGGACGCACCAAAGCUGUGGGCACCAUCACCAAGCUUCUCCAAGCAGUGAACACCCAGGCAGCGAAGGCCCAGCAGGCCAAGAUGCAGGCCAGUAAGAAGACUUUUAAAGAGGGCACGGCAGCCAAUGAAGAGGCUGGAUCAACAGCACGACCGCCCAGUCCUAACACAGCACAGCUACCAACAGUGGCAGAGGAGGAGGCGUUGUGUAAAGAUGGCAACAAAGAGAACAAGCUCAAGUCGGGAAGCGGAGGACGCAGGAGAGGCGGUCAGAGACAUCGAGGGAAAGGCCUGAGCGCUGAAACAAUCUCCACAGCCGUGCCCGCAGGAGCGGCCGGCACAGCCUAAUAAACCCAUCCCAUCUCAUCUCUUUGUGCAGGGAGGGAAAGUGGCUGCAUGGCUCUCCGGUUGGUUGCGUACUGAAUGCACAUGUUUCUUUAGUACGAAAUGACAAUUUUCAUCAUGAAAGAGUGAAUUAUUUUCCACAUCAAGUCCAUUUAAAAGCUUUAUUGGUGUAAUUAGUUGAUGGGCUGGUGAAGAUGAUAAUGAGUUUUUAUUUAGUUUGAGUUCAUUGCAGUUAGAUUUCAUUAUAUAACCCUUUCUAUUUUACUGCAGACGUUCUGGGGGGUGUUCCAACUUGUUUGUAGUUCAUCAGAACUUUUCGCUUAUGGCAUUAACUGUUUUCCUCAGCCAGCAGAGGCGUCAGUCACUUUCCCUGCCUGAACGUUCUCCACACUCUUCUUUUUGACACUUUACAUAUGUUCUUUUCCUUUUUCGUCAUCAUCUCGUGUUCACCUCCACCUAACUUUUCAAGAACGCACCUUUUUUUUCCGGACGGCACCAGGGUUGGCGUCUACGUACUGCCACGUCAGUCACACUAGGAAGUAGACUGUGUUGAGUAGUUGGAAAAACUGCAUUUAUUUUUUUCUUAUACAAAGCUCCGCCCCAUUGGCAAUUUGAAUUCACAUUGGGAAUUGACUGAACUGAAAUGGAAUUGAUGCCAACCUUAGGUGUAUUCAUGUCUGUGACAUAAAGCAAACACUUUGCUACGGGGCAGAAAACAAAAUCACAUGAGCUGGAUGCUCGUUAACCUUCAUGUUGUCUUUGGGUCAAAUUUGACCUGUUUUUAACGUUUCUGUAGCAGAAAUUUUGAUUUCUUUCAACCAAACGGAUGGUUCCAUGAAACGCUAAGGAUCAGUUCACUACUUUUGGGUGUUUUAUUAAAUUUUAUAGCAUUAUUCUGACUAAACUUUGACAGUCUGUGAUUAUCCAUCAACAUCCUCUGAUCUUAAAUAUUAGUCAAAUAAUUCAUACUUUCUGAACUCAAAAGUUAGAUAUAAUUGUAUAGGCUAUAAAAGGUUUAGUGACCAAUUCCAAUAAUAGUGGUUAUAAAAGGGGAAAAAGUGCCAAAAACGUCGAACAAUGCUACAAAAACGUUAAACAAAAACGUUAAAAAAAAAGAGCAAAAUAAGUGACAAAAACAUCAAAGAUGUAAAAAAAAUAAUAAUUAAUUUCAAUUUUGACCCGGAAGGACAGCACAAGGGUUAGAGUGUGUAGUUUUAUGUCGGUUCACCCCGCUGUUCUGUUGGGUUGGUAGCUAAAAUUGUCCUCUGGAACUCAACCGUCUGAAGAUUUGCUUUCCUUGCGUAACAGUGGUAAACGGUUUGGUGAAAUUUUGUUGCCAUGCGACAGAAAAGUUAUUGUCCUAUCCUGGACCACUGGAUACUACACUGUUCACAAGCCAUCGGCUGUCAUAGCGUUAUGUCACAUCUUGUCGAUAAAGAGCAAAAAGUCUCUUGUCCAUUUGAUCUUCCCUAGCAUACAUUUGAUCUUACCAUAGAAAGGUCAUUUUAUCAUUGUUGAGCCGCUGUUUGAACCAAUGUUGCAGUUCAUGCUAAGAGAGAAGCCCGACAUGCCCUUGGCUCCCCCCCCCAAAAGUAAUGUCAACCGUCAUAGUGGCUUUGUCAUGUGUUAAGUUGGCGCAAGUCAUUGUGAAGUCAUCUACUCAGUUUGCUGGGAUAUACCUUCCAUUUUGAUGCAGUCUGAUACCCAAAAAUCCAGAAGUUGAUUCUCCCAAGCACAACAAUUAUUCAUUCUGCAGCGGUGUGUCACACCUUAAAUGUAAAAAAAAAUAAAAAAUAAAAAAAAAUAUAUAAAGGAAGCCAAGUAAGAACAUAUUAAAAAUGUACUAAACAUGUUACUGUGACUUUGAGUGUCUGCACAUCACUUCUUUGUACUCGUAUGAAUCAGAAUGUGGCCGCAAAACAAAUAAUUUCAAGUUUCAAGGGUCAAAUCCACAAAUGUGUGUCAGACAGGAAGUCAAUGUUUUCAUGUGAUCUGAGAAAAUGAACAUAUUUUAUGAUUCGGUUUUUACUCUACAGUAGUCUUACCAGCCAAAUUAACCAUGGGACAGAAACAGUGUGAUAUUUUUUUGUGACUGGUCUAAACACAGCAGCCGAUAGUGUCCCUAGUUCCAAGUCAUCAACGGACCGCUACAACAUUUUUGUCUGUAUCCCGCUGGUUUUAUCAAGUUGUUCGAAUGGUCCUCUUCCCAGUUUUAAAUUAACGAAAUAGUCUUAUCGGGUGUCACAGUUUGAGGUAUUUUAUUUUUUUUUUUUCUUCUUCCAAUGCCCCAAUGUUCAUAUACAGUACAUACUAUGAUUUCAUGCUGGUCAGUCUGCUCUGAGAGUCUUUUGGGCCACUGAAUUACCCAUUUUAUAAAGAUCACAACCAAACUGAACUGCCAGAAUCUUAGACCUUACCAAUUUCAUUUUGAAGGGACACGUGUCUAUUGUAUGUACAAAAAAUACAAUGUUGUGAAGAAGAACCAAGGAUUAAAAAAAAAAAAAAAAA